This is a messenger RNA of Baudoinia panamericana UAMH 10762, 448 nucleotides long. RefSeq lists its product as uncharacterized. Lineage: Eukaryota; Fungi; Ascomycota; Dothideomycetes; Mycosphaerellales; Teratosphaeriaceae. The coding region runs from base 34 to 267 and encodes 77 amino acids. The record is from RefSeq and is a predicted model, not a curated record. The transcript has 2 exons.
ACAUACAUCGAAUGUGGGUCAAGCAAUGCUUCGAUGUGCAAUGAAGCUGUUGAGCGCCUGACGUCAGUGUUUACUUCUCUUCCGCGAUCAGGCGAGAGAGCUCAAAGCUGGUCCCGCGCAUUGCUGCUGUGCCACCCUAUGAGAGCGUCGUCUUUUGCGAUCUACUGCUCCCGAGCCGUCCAAACGCGGGAAAUUGAUUGCUCUGCGAAUAGUAGCCACAGCGCCACUACGCGUGCACCGCGUCAUGGUGUCUUGGCAGCGCGCUGAGCUUCUAGAAAGAAUCAUUCUGUGGCUAGUGAUGUGCCCAGCUCGAGUCGAGGUGUAGUCGUGCUCCUCGGGAGUUCACUGUAGCGGAUACGACAUCACAAAGAAGCUAAGCACACGUGGCCUAUGACGACUGGGUCCGGCCGGUGGAGGACCAUCUGAAAGGGGAGGGGCUUGUGAGUCG